AUGUCGUCUGUGUUCCAGUCCUUCACAGCGGAUGAGGUGGAAAGCAUCAAAUCCGUCUUCAUGAUUGGGCAGCAGAGCAAUGAUAUGUUACUUAAAAACUGCAGCAGGCGUCCGCUUGCCGAAAUUCGAGCUUUUAUCAAAAGAUUUAAAAAGUAUCUAACUGAUGGAACGACAAGUUCUGAAGAAAUUGCAAAAAUGGCAAAUCAGCAAUAUGUAGCGAUUAUAACGAUGGCAAGAGCUAAGCGAAAUAUUCAUCAGCAAACGAUGUCAUCAGCACAUUCCAUGACAAACUUAUCAUUACCAUUUACCAACCCUCAAGACUCACUCCCACUCAAAUUUAGAACAAAAUUCAGUCGCUUAGAUGCAGAUAAAGAAACUCCUCCGCAAAAACCAUUAUUAACAACACGUUCAAGGUCUGUAGCUAAUGGCUUAGGAUCUGAAUUACUUCCAAACAAGACACGUAUCGAUGUUAUUCCACCAAUAGAUAUUAAUUUUCCCCACGCGUGCAGAUCUCCUGAUGAAAUUAUCCCAGGAGAUUUGGCUGCCGUCCUCAAAUCUAAAUCAGGUCCAACCAUCAUUUGUAGGGUUAUUGCUUUAAAGGAAUUCGAUAGUAAGCCUCACGCAUUAGUCGCCUUCUUUUUACAAGAUUUUAAGCCAUGCUGGGUUCCUCUUCACCAUCUUGUUAUGCUAAAGCAUGAAGCUGAUACAGACCUCGAAAAGAAAGAGGAGGACUUGACAGUUGAUACGAUUUUAAAGAAAAUCAUGGUUCGUGCUCAAUCAAUCGUUUUAGCAAACAACGAUUUCGAUGAGCCCGAAGCAGGAAACAUUACACAACAGCAGCAAUCUAAGAAUAUCCUAUUCCAGGCUCUCGCUUGCGCUGCUCAGCUCCAAUUAAUAAGUUUUGGCGCAACUUGGGAAAUUCCUGAUGAAAAGUUCCAGAAAAUCAUGCGUGAAGUUAACAAGCUUAGCCAGCCGAGGUUUAAAUCAACGUCAGAAGUUAACGCUCGAUGCAUGGAAUUAAUUGAAAAAAUUUUAGCUUAUAUCCAUUAG
This is a messenger RNA of Trichomonas vaginalis G3, 1050 nucleotides long. RefSeq lists its product as uncharacterized. The record is from RefSeq and is a predicted model, not a curated record. NCBI's taxonomy places the organism in Eukaryota, Parabasalia, Trichomonadida, Trichomonadidae. The transcript has a single exon. Bases 1 to 1050 code for a protein of 349 amino acids.